This is a messenger RNA of Hansenula anomala, 1695 nucleotides long. RefSeq lists its product as uncharacterized. The coding region runs from base 1 to 1695 and encodes 564 amino acids. Gene Ontology annotation, molecular function: transmembrane transporter activity. The transcript has 3 exons. Gene Ontology annotation, biological process: transmembrane transport. The record is from RefSeq and is a predicted model, not a curated record. Gene Ontology annotation, cellular component: membrane. NCBI's taxonomy places the organism in Eukaryota, Fungi, Ascomycota, Saccharomycetes, Phaffomycetales, Wickerhamomycetaceae.
AUGGUUGGCAAGGACUAUUCUGCUUGGUAUUGGAGAUAUAUUCCACAUGAAAGGGUGGUUGAAGAUUGGGCUGAAGAUGACAAGUCCAUAAGUUCAGCAUUCGAAGAAUUGGAGUAUAGAGAUGAAGCAGAUCGUAAAUGGUGGAAAUUCUUUGAUGAAUAUGAAUAUCGUUAUAACAAGCAAACAAGAUCACAGAAAUCGUGGUGGAGAUUCUUUGAUAAAAAUGCUUCGAGUGCUGAGAAGAAACUAGUUAUUAAAUUAGAUCUUUUGAUUGUUACUUUUGCUAUUAUGUCUUAUUGGUCAAAGAAUUUGGAUCAAGCUAACAUCAGUAACGCUUAUGUUUCUGGUAUGAAAGAAGAUUUAAACAUGCAAGGUAAUGAUUAUUCUAAUGCUCAAGCCUUGUUUCAAGCUGGUACUGUCAUUUUCCAAAUUGUUUUUAUGUAUCUAUUUCCAAGAGUUCCACUUCAUCUUUUAUUCUUUGGUGGUGAUUUAAUAUGGAGUGCUGUUACAUUUGCUACUGCUUUUAUCCAUACACCUCAACAAUUGAAUGUUUGUAGAUUCUUUGUUGGUGCAGGAGAGUCUGGUUAUUUCAUUGGUAUGCAUUAUUUACUUGGGAGUUGGUAUAAAGCCGAUGAAUUAGGUCGCAGAGGUGGGUUGUUCUACUGUGGACAAAUGCUUGGUACACUUACAUCGGGGCUACUGCAAGCUACUAUUUUUCAAAAUUUAGAUGGUGUUCAUGGAAGAUCUGGUUGGAGAUGGAUGUUCUUAGUUGAUGGUUUGGCUACCUGUACAAUUGCCUUCUUUGCUCUUUAUUUAGUUCCUGGUACACCUGAAAGUUGUUGUUCAUUAUUCUUGACCGAUGACGAUAUUAGAUUAGCUCGUUACAGAUUGAAAAAAGCCAAUGUCACACCUCCAUCAAAAGACCCACCACCAUUCUUCAACAAAAAAUUAUGGAUAAAGGUCUUAUUAGAUUGGAGAAUUUAUGUUCUUGGAGUUUUGGACUAUCUAUUCUGGAACGCGGUCAAUACAGGGUUUUCAAAUUUUGCUCUUUGGCUUAAAUCUUUGAAAAGAUACAAUACUCCUCAUUUAAACAGGUUGACUUCAAUUCCUCCUGCUUUGGGGAUUGUUUGGAUUUUAUUAGUUUGUGGCUCUGCAGAUAUUUUAAAGUCAAGAGCCUUUGCGAUAUUUUGGGCAGAAAUUUUUGUCUUAAUGGGUAACAUCAUUCUUGCUAAAUGGGAUGUGGCAGAAUCAGCUAUAUGGUAUGCUUUCAUGAUCAGUUAUUUCGGUAUUUCAGUGUCAUCAGUCAUUUAUGGUUGGUUGAAUGAUAUCAUGAGAUAUAAUGCCCAAGAAAGAUCAAUUGUUCUAUGUGCUGUUAAUAUUUUUGCUAACCAGUCUACAGCUUGGACCUUGCCAUUAGUCUUUAAAACUUCAACAGCACCUCGUUAUCACCAAGGUUAUGUGUUUGUUGCGGGUCAUAGUGCUGCGUUGAUGGUUUGGAGUUAUGUUACACUCUUUUUCUACAAAAGACAAGAGAGAAAGGAUGCUAGAUCAAACGGUAUUGUUUUGUAUAACUCUAAAACUGGUGAUAUCCCCGUUGAGGUCAAAAAGCACUUGGAUAAUGCGUCAUCAUCUGUGUCAAUAAAUUCUCAAGAAUUCGCGAAUUUGAUAACGAGGAAAAACUUUGCUGAGAUUUGA